AUGCGACUGCGCCCGGGAGGUGAGGAUGGGCCGGGCGAUGUGGUCGGCGCUGCACUCCACCUCGUCCGGAGACAGCCCCAGGAACUCGGGCCGCCCGUAGGGGAAGCGCAGGGGCAGGUCCGAGCCGCUGCCGCCGCCGCCGCCGCCUCCACCGCCGCCGCCGCCGCCGCCGCCGCCGUGCUCGGGGCCGGCGCUGCCAGCCAUGAUGCCGCCCAUGAAAUUGGCCACGGCCGACUUCACGCGGGUGAGCAUGUUCCCCCGGCGCCCGGCGGCGGCGGCGGCAGCAGCUGCAGCAGCUGCAGGAGCAGCAGCAGCGGCGGCAGCAGCAGCAGCGGCGGCGGGAGCGAGCAGGGGGCGGCGGGGGCGGCGGCCGAGCGCGGCGCAGCGCGGGGCAUGCGGGCGGGGGCCGCGCGCCUCCCGGAGCCUCUAAUCGCGCGCCGGGGGGCCGAGCCCCGGCCUCCCGCGCGGCCCGCCGCCGCCGCCCCCCGCUCCGCCUCCGCCCCCGAGCCGCAUGCAGCGGCCCGGCCCGGCCCGGGGGACGCGCCGCCGCCGCCGCCGCUCGCUGGCCCGCCCGCGGCGAUCGCCCCCGGCGGGAGCAGAGCGGAGCCCACCCGGAGAGCCCGCGGAGCCGGCGCGGCUGCUGCCACGGCUACCGCCGCCGUCGAGUCAUGUGAUGCCCGGGCCGCCGGGGCUCGGCUCGGCCCCUCCCCUCCCCUCCCCUGCCGGCCGGUGCCUGCCGGCCCGGGGUGCGCGCUCGGACCUUGACCUCGGGCGGGAGGGGGAGCGCACGCGCGCGCGCGCGCCGCUGGAAACGACAGCCGGCAGUGGUUGCACGAGGAUCCGACCAAGUUUUCUCUUAAGUAUUUCAGGGAUCACUCUCUCUCUCUCUCUCUCUCUCUCUCUCUCUCUCUCUCUCUCUCUCUCUCUCUCUCCUUUUUUUUUUCUCUAGACCGCGGCCAGGCAACGUUAUCAGCUCGGAAAAUCUUCUUUCAAGCCCAGGAGAAGCUGGAUGGUGAAGAAACCCGAGAUCAAAAACAAGAAUUGUUGGACCUAGGACUUAAAAGCAAAAGUGCUUUUGUUUUGUUUGGUUUUGUUUGGUUUUGUGUGUGUGUGUGUUUCCCCCAAAGCUGACCCUCUUGGCUAUUUAAGACUUUUCAUGCAGCAUGUUCACUUUCUUCAUUCGAAAGCUUGUGACAGAAUUAUCUGAGGGCACAUGAAGCUAAGGAAAUUUAAAUUGAUCUUCGCGAUCCACCUGCUCACGGGAAAGAUAAUGAUAUACAAAAAGUUUCGGUGGCCGUGGGUUCAAACAAAAAUGACUGGGGAGAAGAAAAAAUUAUGAUUGGUUUCAUGGGAGGUGAUACUUGUUAAAGCUUAGGUUUAGGGAAAAAGAUCUUGCAGGAGAGCGGUAUCCUGUUCGUGUUUACUUAAUCCGCAUCCUGUUCCUAUGUUCGCCUUCCAUUUAAUUUGCUGCUUGGGAAGUUAUGCGCUGGGCAGGCUCAUUUGGAAUUCAAGAGGGAAUAAGGCCCUCAUUCUUCUCAGUGGGUGAGGAGAGGAAACUAAUUCUGUAGCAGGCACUGGAGUCCUUGCUGUUCCGGGGAGUUCUGGGGAAAUAGUCAGGGAUCCCUGGUCUUUCACGGGUGGGAUGGGGUGGGCGCAACCGGUGGUGCUCAGGUCUUACUCUCCGAGGGCUCCGGGGACCAUGUGUGACACCCGGAAUCCAACCUGGGUCGACUGCAUGCAAGGCAAGCACCCUAGGCGCUGAACUGGUCCCUAACUACCUUUGUCUGAUACUCAUGGGCUGCACCAGGAGGUGCUCAGAGCUUACUCCUGCCUUUGCCCUCGGGGAUCACUGCCUGGUGGAGUUCAGGGAACAAUAUGGGGUGCUGGGGAAUGAACCUAAAUCGAUCCAAGGAAAGAGCCCUAUUCAAUAUACUAUUGCUCUGAUCCUGCCUCGCUACUGUUUUUUAAAAGGCAUCCCUCACUCCCCACCCUCCAUUUACACGGAUAGGUACUCCAUGCUUACUAUAUGUUUUAUGUAACACUGUAGCACUGUCAUUCAGUUGUUCAUCGGUUUGCUCCAGGAGGCACCAGUAACGUCUCCAUUGUGAGGCUUAUUCAACCUUUCCAUGAAAUACUACUACAUAAAAAACAACAAACAAUAGUCAAUCUUUCAAUGAAAUGCUAUUCCUGACAAUGAACUUUUAUUGCUUUUCGCAGAACAGAAAUGGUAAUUUUAUUUUGCCUCCCCCAUUAAAAAAUUGUAGCAUUCUAAAUUGUGCAACAUCUAAAUAAAUAGGAUUAAACAAAUCAAGAUAUUCUCAACGUUGCUUUGUUAAACUCUGAACUUCUAAAGGCGAAAUCUCUAUGUAAUGAUUAAACAGUACCCCCUCCAUGUACUCUGACAUGGAGUACCACCCAGUCUCAUGUCUCAUAUAAACAGACUUCCAUUCCUUUCUCAGCCUUUUGCUUUAGAACAAUUAGCUUUCUUUUCUUUUUUUGGAAGGGGGCAAGGGAGCGUGCAGGGGUUCAAACCUAUGCAAGCAAGUUAUUUGCUUCACUGUUGAACCUCAUUCCAGCCUAGGACAAUUAGCUUUGAACAAUACCCUUGUUAACAAUACUUAAGUAACCUUGAUUGAGAUCAAUUUACCACAUUCUUUCCUUUAUUUCAUGUAAGGCAAGGUUUUAGUAUUUACUAGAAAUAGGAUUUUUAAAUACUUCCUGCUUUGUUCUCAAAAUAUUACCUGAAUGUGGUCAAUAUAUACAUGCAGAACAAACUAACUGGAACAAAAAGAUUCUAAAUCAUUUCCCUGGUUGCUACUGUUGAUUUUUUUUUCCUCUUGGCUCCUAAAAUUCUUCUCAAAUAAGAUAAUUAGCAUAACAUGG
Molecule: messenger RNA, 2883 nt
Organism: Sorex araneus (European shrew)
Lineage: Eukaryota; Metazoa; Chordata; Mammalia; Eulipotyphla; Soricidae
Product: translation initiation factor IF-2-like
Exons: 3
Coding region: 1-765 (254 amino acids)
Source: RefSeq, a predicted model, not a curated record